Molecule: messenger RNA, 887 nt
Organism: Papaver somniferum (opium poppy)
Lineage: Eukaryota; Viridiplantae; Streptophyta; Magnoliopsida; Ranunculales; Papaveraceae
Product: glucosidase 2 subunit beta-like
Exons: 5
Coding region: 112-750 (212 amino acids)
Biological process (GO): N-glycan processing
Cellular component (GO): glucosidase II complex
Source: RefSeq, a predicted model, not a curated record
CUAGGCGGCAACCCUAUCUCCCCUUAAAAAGACAGUUGCUUGCUUUGACUUGAACUGGAAGUCUUCACUUAAAGAAUGACAUAGCUCCGAUGUGAAUUUCAUCACAGACUAAUGGAGAUGGUCCUGAUUUUCAUUCCUCUUCUGAUCAUUUCAUUUUUCCAAUCAUCUUCACCUUCUAUACUUCCAAAAUCACCUUACCUUGGAAUCCAUCCUGAAGAUGAGAAGUAUUAUUUUGAGUCGCAGUUAAUCCAAUGCAAAGAUGGAUCUAAAUCUUUCACUCGAGAUCGUCUUAAUGAUGGUUUUUGUGAUUGCGUGGAUGGUACCGAUGAGCCUGGUACUCCAGCUUGUCCGAGGAGCAAAUUUUAUUGCAAAAAUGUAGGAAGUACACCACGAACAUUAUUCUCUUCUCGGAUAAAUGAUUGCUUCUGUGACUGUUGUGAUGGAAGCGACGAGUACGAUGGCAGCAUUGAUUGUCCAAAUACAUGCUUCAAAACUGGAAAUGUUGGCAGGAAAAACCAUAAUUAUAUGUCAAGUAGAAUGCAUAUGAGCAGUUUUGAUCUGCAGGACCGGGAAAAUACAAUGAAUCUGGAGGAUCUAAUUCAGAAACUAAAAGAUCUGAAGAUAGUUUUCAUCCUAGAGGUGGUUCUGGUUAGUAUGGUAGCUUUCUAUCUCUUCUGUCGUCACAUCAGAUCAAGACGCCUCCCUAGUCACAAGCGACCAAAGGGCCGGUUUGGGACCCGUAACUUAUGAGGGCUGGCAAGAUUAUAUUUUCUUUCUUCGUUUUGUUAGAUCCUGUAAAUAUAUAUUCAAAGAAUUCUGGAAAAAUGUAUACACGCAAUAGCAAGAUGAUUAAAAGUUUGAAAUUGUGAGGCAUUUGGAAUUGUUUA